This is a messenger RNA of Trametes versicolor FP-101664 SS1, 2107 nucleotides long. RefSeq lists its product as uncharacterized. Bases 16 to 2061 code for a protein of 681 amino acids. The record is from RefSeq and is a predicted model, not a curated record. The transcript is spliced from 5 exons. NCBI's taxonomy places the organism in Eukaryota, Fungi, Basidiomycota, Agaricomycetes, Polyporales, Polyporaceae.
CCGCGACUCUCAUCCAUGCCGACAUGUCUGGCCGCCUCUUCAGGCCUCCUUCGCUCCUCUGCGUAUCCUCAUAGCUCACACUCGCGCUUACUCGUACAAUGCGCGGCGCGCAAGGUCUCGGGCUGUCGCAGGGCACGAACAAGUGCUACACGAGCUGGGCUCUCCACCGCGGCUGGUACUCCGGCGAAGCAUGAAGAUCUGCGGACGCACACUCUGACGGUCUUGCACAAAACGACAGCCCUCCUUCCUCGUAUCUUGCCUAGUUUUCGUCCUGGACCAACUGGAGGCUCUGAGCGCGAAUCGCUGCGAUUUUGGGAGGACGUCUUGGGCCAAGUGCACGAGGACUUGUCCCUCUCAACGGACAAGGAGAAGGGCAGGGUCCGCGUCGUCGUGUACGGCGUUGACGAGUUCUCUGGCGCAAGCGACCUCGUAGCUGCUCUGCUUGAGGACCCCUUCAUUUCGAAUGACCAGAAAGAGGUCCUUCGAACGCGUUGGGAUGCACAACCCGAAGGAUGCCGUUCUGUACGACUGCAGUAUGGCACCGCGCCAAGUGACGGAGAUGUCAUCCACGUUCAGUCCUCAUGGCUGCAACACUUCGGCGUGCCGAUAGAAGUAGCCGAGUACAGGCCGUCAUCCGCUCCUGAGACGGCCAAAGCUCUCUUCACGGCCGACGUUCCUAUCAUACUGUGCAACCCCGCGUCCACUCCCUUGACGUCCAUCCUUCCUGUCUCGACAUCUCCGCCUCUCCCUAUCUCCCGCAAGCACACUAUCCUUGCCAUUUCCUCGCCCUCACCCACGCACUCAAUCACCGCAGCGCAAGCAGCUCACGUCAAGGCUCUCGCACUUCGUGAUGACCUCCGGGUCGUCUUCGUAGACCCUGCUCGGGCACUGAACGGCCUGGAACAGCUCAGCCAUAGUUCUGCUUCCCCCAUAUCCGUUCAGCGAUACCAGGAUGACGUCACCGGCUCGAAUGUCGCCAGCGUCACCAAUGCAGCGAAAGACAUCCUCUCCACCGCUUUAGGAAGCGGUAGUACAUUGCCGGAAUCCUCGCGGGUAGUCGCGGUCCACGCCCAAACAGGGCGCGCAUUGAUUAAGGACGUUCUGCUGACCUGUCGGAGUGUGCUCGGACACGCAGAACGCGAGGGCGAUGCGGUGCUCGUGGGUACGAGCAGUCUGCGCGGACAAAUCGAAGAGGCGAAGGCGAAGGUCCACUUGGAAGUGUUCGGGCCACCGGGUAAGGACGGGGACGAGAUCGCGAAGGCGGUCGGCCAUGCUCGGAAGAGCGUCAAAGUGACGACGGACGCGCUCCAAUGGUACAAGCUAUUCUGGAGAGUGGACGACAUCCGCGAAGUCGUGACCGCCGCGGUCGACCGGGCGUGGUGUAGAGACCUCGAACGAAAGCUUGUGUUCCACGCGGGACGCCUAGCCGCGCUACAGAGCUCUUUUAAAGACUCCGCCGCGGCACUCAGCCGGUCCUUCCCGCCCUCCUCGCCUUUCCACUCCCCAGUGCUACACAACACUCUCGAGCGCAUAGCCUCUGCGCCCUCAUAUCCGCUCACAGCAGCGGCACUCACCGCACCCCUGCACGCCCGGCAGAGCCAGCUCGGCUUCCCUACGGAGCGUCUGCAUGCCUCCGCCCAGCGCGCCGUAAUCACGAUGAGCGGAAGUGUCCUUGGGGGCUUCGGCGUCGCCUGGGCGGGGUGGGCGAGCGAACUGGGCCUCGCGGGCGGGUUAUUCAGCGUCGGGAUGGGCGCGGAAACCGCGAUGGGCGUAGGGAUGUUAGGUGCAGCGGUGGGUGUGCGGUGGGCCGUGUCGCGCUGGGAUAGCGCGAGGAGACGGUGGUGGAAGGACUGGGACCGCGUCGGGGAGGGCCUGGAGCGGGAUUUGAAGGCUGCUCUCUCACGCACGAUGGAUCAGCACGUCGUCCUGGUGCCGGUAACCGCCUGCUCGGGUUUGGAGGAGCUGGUUGCUAAACGAAAAGCCGAGGUCCAGGAGCUGAAGGAGGAGGUCCAAACACUGGAGACCGAGGUAGAUAGGCGUAGUAACAACGAUUCCUCCUAAUCAUGUCUCGCCUCGCCAUGACUAGGGGAAUAUAAUACUGGGUACC